Penicillium cinerascens is the source of this 2484-nucleotide messenger RNA. RefSeq lists its product as uncharacterized. Lineage: Eukaryota; Fungi; Ascomycota; Eurotiomycetes; Eurotiales; Aspergillaceae. Bases 1 to 2484 code for a protein of 827 amino acids. Gene Ontology annotation, cellular component: extracellular region. The record is from RefSeq and is a predicted model, not a curated record. Gene Ontology annotation, molecular function: alpha-glucuronidase activity. Gene Ontology annotation, biological process: xylan catabolic process. The transcript has a single exon.
AUGGUGAUAGACAAUGGUCUUGAGGGAUGGCUGCGGUACUCUGCACUUCCCGCAGUAUUUAGCAACACUCAACGGCGUUAUUCAAGCAUCAUUGUCCUGAACAAGGAUGAGACGAGCCCUGUUUACACGGCCGGAAAAGAGCUACAAGAUGGUCUGAAACGCAUCUUGGGUCAACAUGUUGACAUUGAUUUUGUAUUGACCGGUUCACCUACCUCCAUCGUCGUCGGCACUCUUGGCGCAUUCUCAUCAGCCGGUGGCGACACCCAAGAUAUCCCCGCACUUAAAGAGGAUGGUUUUUGGCUCCAAACAGAUGCAGCCAACGACUGCGUCCACAUCAUCGGUCAGAAUGAGCGCGGUGCUAUUUAUGGUGCUUUUGAGUAUCUGAUGCGUCUGGCACAAGGAAACUUCACACCUGUCGCAUCUGCAAACAAUCCGAGUGCUUCUAUUCGAUGGGUGAAUCAAUGGGACAACCUAGAUGGAAGUAUUGAGCGCGGAUAUGCGGGUCCGUCUAUCUUCUUCAAAGAUGGUGAGGUUGUUAAGGACAUGACCAGAAUUUCUCAGUUCGCUCGUCUCCUCUCAUCGAUCCGGAUCAAUGCUGUCGUCAUCAACAACGUCAAUGCCAACCCCAAGCUUUUCAGCGAGACAAAUCUCAAUGGUCUCCGUCGCAUUGCAGAUGCUAUGCGGCCUUGGGGCGUACGUAUUGGUAUAUCACUAUACUUCGACUCUCCCAAGGAGUUUGGUGGUCUUCCUACCUCUGACCCCUUGGACCCCGCUGUCAACGACUGGUGGAAGAAGAUCACAGCCAAGGUGUACGAGAACGUCCACGAUCUCGUCGGAUACACAAUCAAGGCCAACUCUGAGGGUCAGCCAGGGCCCCUAACGUAUAAACGCACCCUGGCCGAUGGGGCCAACAUGUUUGCCCGAGCUUUGAAACCUCACGGUGAUGGUGUUGUCAUGUACCGUGCCUUCGUGUACAACCACCACCUCGACGAGUCUGUGUGGAAACACGAUCGGGCCAAUGCAGCUGUCGACUUCUUCAAAGAUCUAGACGGCUUCUUCGAAGACAAUGUCAUCGUCCAGAUCAAAUGGGGCCCCAUUGAUUUCCAAGUCCGCGAGCCGCCCUCUCCCUUAUUGGCCAACCUCAGGAAAACCAAAGCUGCUAUUGAGUUCCAGGUCGCGCAGGAGUAUCUCGGUCAACAGUCACAUUUUGUUUACAUGGCGCCGCUCUGGAGAGAGAUACUUGACUAUGACAUGAGGAUCGACGGCAAAGACUCCCACAUCCGGGACAUUGUCUCUGGCGAACGCCUUGGUUGGAGCCGCAGCGGCUACACCGCGGUCCUCAACAUCGGAAGUGAUACAACCUGGAUUGGUAACCAUCUCUCUAUGUCCAACAUGUACGCAUACGGCCGUAUUGCCUGGGACCCCCUCUCGGAUCCAGUGUCUAUGAUCCAAGACUGGGCACGUCUCACCUUUGGCCUACACAAGAUCAUUGUUGAUACAAUUACCAAGAUAUCCAUGGAAUCCUGGCCCACGUAUGAGAAUUAUAGCGGAAAUCUGGGUAUCCAGACACUCUGCGACAUCAUCUACACUCACUACGGUCCCAGUCCCGGAUCGCAGGAUGGCAAUGGGUGGGGUCAAUGGACCCGCGCCAACGCGCAUUCAAUCGGUAUGGAUCGAACCGUUGCUACCGGAUCUGGGAAUUCAGGCCAAUACCCCCCUGAAAUUGCCGCUAUGUACGAGAAUAUCGAAACAACUCCUGAUAAUCUUCUCCUCUGGUUCCACCAUGUGCCUUACACCCAUCGCCUGAAGUCCGGCAAGACAGUUAUCCAACAUUUCUACGACGCACACUACGAGGGUGCCACGAAUGCACAAUCUUUCCUAGUGGAAUGGGCGAAAUUAAAGGGCCUCAUCGACGACCACCGCUUUGACCAUGUCGCAUUCAAGUUGGAAUAUCAGGCCGGUCAUGCACUUGUCUGGCGAGACUCUGUUAACUACUUCUAUUUCGCAAAAUGUGGGAUUCCAGAUGAGAAGAAUCGCGUCGGAAAUCACCAGUGGCGCAUACAAGCCCAGGACAUGCAGUUGUCCGGCUACAAGGUUGUCUCAGUGACACCCGUCGAGGCGGCGUCUCAGGGGAAGGCCAUUAUCACCAAGACGAACGAUGCACCUGGUAUUGCCCAGAAGGAACUUUCAUGCCUAUCUGGCACCUAUGAUAUUGCAGUCAACUACUACGACCAUCUUGGUGGACGGUCCAAGUAUGAAAUUUUUCUCGGAGAGAAAUUGAUUGGAGCCUGGACGGGUGAUCUGGAAGAUAAGCUGGGGCAUGAUUUCUCGGAGUUUUUGGAUGGUCACUCUGCAACAAGAAUUACUUUCCGCGGAAUCAAGGUGGAAAAUGGUGACUUGCUUAAGAUUAUUGGUCAACCUGAUGGCAGUGAACUUGCUCCAUUGGACUAUGUUUCUGUCUUGCCGAAGGGUGCCAUUGAUUAA